UACCGCUUUUGGCGCGCAUUUGCUUUGACAGCUAGGUUAAAAACUCAAGAAAUAAACACUCAAACAAAUGUUUAGUGAUGGAGCACGUGAACAUGAAAGAUAUGACUGUGGAGAACUACCCUUUAUUACAGAAGAAACCGACCAAGCGGAAGUACUGCGGAACAACAGGGGGGUUGGAAGACCCUCUGAAGGAGGAUGAAUUUGGAAAUAAAAAAAUUCAAAAUUCAGAUCUUCACAACUUCAGAAUUGACCAGAGGAAUGGUGGCACAAUACUUGCUCCAAACAUACUAGGAUCCAAAAUAGCUGGUCCUGUUACCAUGAACAUACAAGUGCCACAGGUGCCUCACUCUACUACCUCAAUAAACAAAAAUGACAUUCUUCAGAGGACAAAGAAUAAGAUGAAAUCAAGAAUGAUGAAGGAUUCGGAGAGGAUUUUGGAGGGAAGCGCACAACAGUCAGUCACGCUAAAUAAGAUCUACACACAACUGUUUAUCAUCAAUGACGACUCGGACCCCAUCAAUAAAGAACAUGAGAUCUGGCAGAUUCAGACGAAUGAUAUAAACACAUCAGCGCAGACAGUUAUAAACUACAAUGAAAUUCUUAAACCACCAGUGGAUGAAAAUCGAACCAUGAAGAUUGCUUUAACAAAAGGAAUUGCUGGAAUUGGAAAAACGGUCACGGUGCAGAAGUUUGUCCAUGACUGGGCAAGCGGAGAAGCCAAUCAGGAUCUAGAGCUUGUUUUUCUGCUCCCGUUCCGAGAGCUGAACCUGCAUGAGGGAGACAACCAGAGUCUUUUUGACCUGCUUUGUGUCUUUUACCCAGAGUUAACCAAAGAGGCGAGGCACAUCUCUGACUGGAUCUUUGAUAGAAAAGUUCUGUUCAUCUUAGAUGGUCUGGAUGAAUAUAAAAAUGAUUUGAAAUUUGAAGCCAAAGACAUUUUGUCAGAUGUUACUGAAAAAACCACACUGGAUGUCCUUCUAGUAAACCUUCUCCGAGGAAAACUGCUUCCAUCCGCACACCUGUGGAUCACCAGCCGGCCUGUGGCUGCUGGACAGCUUCCAUCUGAGAUCUUCAGACAGGGAUACGUCACACAGAUCAGAGGAUUCACAGAUGAACAAAAGGAGGAGUACUUCACGAGGCAGUUUAAGGAUCCAGAUCUAACCCAAAAAGUUAUCCGUCACCUGAAGUCUCAUAAGAGCCUGUGGAUAUUGUGCCACAUACCUCUCUUUUGUUGGAUUUCAUCGGUUGUUCUCAAAAACAUAAUUAAAAGUCAAAAUAAAGAUAGGGACAUGCCCUCAAAUCAGACAGAAAUGUAUAUCCACUAUCUGCUCAAUCAGACUACGUUAAGCCACAACAAAUAUCAACGGAAAGAACUUCCACAUGAAGAUGCUCUCAUACAGCACAAGGAACUGAUUAAGAAACUGGCAAAGCUGGCUUACUGGAAGCUGAAGGAACGGAAUACAGUCUUCAGUAAAGAAGACUUGAGGAAAUAUUAUAUCACUCCUGAUGAUGCUCUUCGAUAUCCUGGCAUCAUCACCUGUGUCUCUGAGUGCAAAGCUGGAUAUAACAGGACUAAACUUUACAGCUUUGUCCAUCUCAGUGUUCAGGAAUUCUUUGCAGCCUUGUUUGUUUUUCAUGAAUUUCUAUCAGGAAAUCAAGACUCCCUGGAAUUAAUAAAAACUAAAAAGGGGCAAAAGUCUCAUUUGUCUGAUUUUCUCAAAGGCGUGAUUGAUGUGGCCAUGCAAAGCAAAAAUGAACACUUGGAUCUUUUUAACUGUUUUCUCUUCGGAAUUUCUUGUGAUUCCAGCAGACAAACACUUGAAGGAUUCCUGCCUCCAUUGCAAGACAGUAGUUCAGAGAACCACAAAAAAGUGACAAAGUACAUUAGGUCUUUGAGGAGGAAAGAUCUGUCCCCUGAGAGAUGCUUCAGUCUUGUUCGUUGCCUCGUGGAGCUCAAAGACAUGUCUUUUUUGCAGAUGCAAAAUCUCGAACGUUCACGGACCAAAAAGCCCCUCACACUGUUCCAGUGCACAUUUCUGGCUUUCCAGUUUGUGAUGUCAGAUACAGACCAUGAAGAGUUUGUCCUCAGGAAAUACAACAUGACUUUAGAAGGAUUUCAGAGAUUCUCUCCAGCCAUCAAGUGCUUCAGAAAGGCUCAACUCAAAGGAAGCGGCUUUACAGAGAAACACUGUGAUGUCCUGGUGUCUUUCCUGACUUCGCCAAACUCUCACCUGGCUCAUCUUGAUCUGAGCCACAAUAGUCUGGGACCGUCUGCACUGGAGCAAAUUUCUAGGGCCCUCUGUGAUCCCAACUGCCAGAUUCAGAAGCUGAACCUCAGCCACAAUGACCUCCAUAGUAAGGACAUGGAGCUGAUCAAGAAUGUGCUUUCAGGAUCAAAUGUGAAUCUAAAAAUCCUGGACCUCAGCGACAAUCAUGUAGAAGAUCUAGGAGUUGAAAUUCUUUCAGCUGGGCUGCGGAGAGCCAAGUGUCAUCUUGAGGUUCUGAAACUAUCAGGCUGUCAAAUUAAACAAGGAGUUUCUAAGUUGCUGUCAUCUUUGAAAGCCAAUUCCUCUUUGAGAGAGCUGGACCUGCAGUAUAAUGACCUUGGAAACAUGGAACAGAAAGUUCGUCUUCUGAAGGCUAAGCUGCCCUCACUGAGAAUUUCCAUUGGAGGAGACUGCCAAGACCAAUCAGGACUGUACAAAUAUGCUAUCGCGCUCACAUUUGACCCUCAGACAGCUAAUGAAUACCUCUAUCUGAGUGAGAACAACACAGUAGCUGUUCGUAAGGGGGAGAAACAACAGCUUCCUGCUAAUGAUGAAAGAUUUGACAAGUGCAACCAGGUCCUGUGCUGCCAGCCGCUGUCAGGACGCUGCUUCUUUACGGUGGACGUGAUUGGGACAGGUGUGCACAUGGGCGUGGCCUGUAAGGAAAUCAAGAGGAAGGGUAAAAGUGACGCAGUACAUCUGGGACGCAACAAGAUGUCGUGGAGUUUAUGUUGCUCAAAAAAUGUAUGUGUAGCUCAUAACAAAAAAACUGAAUCAUUAACUAAACCACUUCAAACAGAGUCCACUAGAAAGCUCGGUGUGUUCGUGGACCAGAAGGCUCGUUCUGUUCUCUUCUAUAGGUUGAGCCCAGAGCCUGAACUCUUGUACAUGUUUGAUGCAGAUUUUCCUGAGGACCAGAAACUUUAUGCUGCGUUCAGUAUUCAGAAACCAGACAGCUCAGUCUGUUUAAGGCAAGCAUCACUAUAAUUAUACGUACAGAAUGUCAGUUAUUGUUUGUGCUUCAGAAAUGAACAAUGCCUCAAAUCAGAAGUGCACUGUUAAUUUAUACUGUUUAAGUGAUAUUCAACAACUUUUUUCAGUUAAAAUGUCUUUAGUUGUGUAUAUCUCAGAGUGGCUGGUUUUUAUUGGAUUUACUGGAUUUAUUGGAUCUAAUGCACUUUCUAUGUAUUGGACUGAUUAUUUAAAUCUGUUUUAAUAUACUGUUAUCAGUCUACCCUCACUUAAAGGGAUAUUUCACCCAAAAAUGAAACUUCGGCCAUCAUUCGUUCACCCUUAUGUCGUUCCAAACCUGUGUAAGGCUGGUUUUCCUGCUAAAGCCCAAAAUUUACUUUAACAAUCUGCUUUUCGCAAUGGUCCGCACACUGUCCGUGUGACGUAUUUUCGAGGAGGGUCUGCGGAAAUUGGAAUCAGUUUAAAUACGAAGCUGGUGUCAAAAUUAAACUAAAUUAUUACAAAUUAAGUGAACUUUAUAGAAGCACAAGUAAAAGACCUACACACAUUAUACUUUCACCCAUGCCGCUGGAUUCUGUCAUUGGGCCAAUGGGUGGUCCUUACACCUGUAUGUCUGUCUUUCUUCUGUGGAACACAAAAGAUAAUCGCGAGCCAUUCAAAGAUACUCCUUUGCCCAUGAGCGCGCGAGCCUUUUAAAGAUACUCCUUUGCCCCCUGAGCAUGCAAGCCUUUCAAAGGUACUCCUUUGCCCCCUGAGCAUGCAAGCCUUUCAAAGAUACUCCUUUGCCCCCUGACCGUGCGAGCCAUUCAAAUAUACUCCUUUGCCCAUGAGUGCGCGGGCCUUUCAAUGAUACUCCUUUGCCCCCUGAGCGUGCAAGCCUUUCAAAGAUACUCCUUUGCCCCCUGAGCGCGCGAGCCAUUCAAAGAUACUCCUUUGCCCCCUGAGCGCGCGAGCCUUUCAGAGAUACUCCUUUGCCCCCUGAGCGUGCGAGCCAUUCAGAGAUACUCCUUUGCCCCCUGAGCAUGCAAGCCUUUCAAAGAUACUCCUUUGCCCCCUGACCGUGCGAGCCAUUCAAAUAUACUCCUUUGCCCAUGAGUGCGCGGGCCUUUCAAUGAUACUCCUUUGCCCCCUGAGCGUGCAAGCCUUUCAAAGAUACUCCUUUGCCCCCUGAGCGCGCGAGCCAUUCAAAGAUACUCCUUUGCCCCCUGAGCGCGCGAGCCUUUCAGAGAUACUCCUUUGCCCCCUGAGCGUGCGAGCCAUUCAGAGAUACUCCUUUGCCCCCUGAGCAUGCAAGCCUUUCAAAGAUACUCCUUUGCCCCCUGAGCAUGCAAGCCUUUCAAAGAUACUCCUUUGCCCCCUGAGCAUGCAAGCCUUUCAAAGAUACUCCUUUGCCUCCUGAGCAUGCAAGCCUUUCAAAGAUACUCCUUUGCCCCCUGAGCAUGCAAGCCUUUCAAAGAUACUCCUUUGCCCCCUGACCGUGCGAGCCAUUCAAAUAUACUCCUUUGCCCAUGAGUGCGCGGGCCUUUCAAUGAUACUCCUUUGCCCCCUGAGCGUGCGAGCCUUUCAAAGAUACUCCUUUGCCCCCUGAGCGCGCGAGCCAUUCAAAGAUACUCCUUUGCCCCCUGAGCGUGCGAGCCAUUCAGAGAUACUCCUUUGCCCCCUGAGCGUGCGAGCCUUUCAAAGAUACUCCUUUGCCCCCUGAGCGCGCGAGCCUUUCAGAGAUACUCCUUUGCCCCCUGAGCGCGCGAGCCUUUCAAAGAUACUCCUUUGCCCAUGAGCGCGCGGGCCUUUCAAUGAUACUCCUUUGCCCCCUGAGCGUGCGAGCCUUUCAAAGAUACUCCUUUGCCCCCUGAGCGCGCGAGCCAUUCAAAGAUACUCCUUUGCCCCCUGAGCGUGCGAGCCAUUCAAAGAUACUCCUUUGCCCCCUGAGCGUGCGAGCCAUUCAAAGAUACUCCUUUGCCCCCUGAGCGCGCGAGCCUUUCAGAGAUACUCCUUUGCCCCCUGAGCGCGCGAGCCUUUCAAAGAUACUCCUUUGCCCAUGAGCGCGCGGGCCUUUCAAUGAUACUCCUUUGCCCCCUGAGCGUGCGAGCCUUUCAAAGAUACUCCUUUGCCCCCUGAGCGUGCGAGCCAUUCAAAGAUACUCCUUUGGUCCUUACACCUGUCUUUCUUUCUUCUGUGGAACACAAAAGAUACUUUAAGAAAUGGUUUAUUUUGUUUAUAUUUCGGAGUCCAAUGUUUUUUUUGGCUCCCAGCGUUCUUCAAAGAAUCUUCUUUUAUGUUCCAUAGUUGAAAGACACAUGUUUGGAAUGAGCUGAGGAGCAAAUGAUGAUGAACAAAAACUUUAUUUUUGGGUGAACUUUCCCUUUAAGACUAAUACUAAUGUGAGGGGAAAGAAGGUCCUGCUCUGUGUAAUUAAAAACAAUAGCUUUAAUUUUCUGGUAGCCAAGAAAGACGUAAUACAGAAAUUAAAGCAAUCAAAUGUAAUAUAAAACACUGCAUAGUCUUCACUCUAUAAAUGAGUGUGGUAGAUUUUCCCCUACGCACCUAACCGGGUGUCCCAGACACCUAUGAAUUUAUACUCUACUAAGCUUACUUCAAUACCUGUUUGAGUCUGUCGAUGUCUUGACCCUUUUUGAUCACUUGAGAAUAAGAUCUUUAGUGCUCCACUAAACACUAUCACUUGAGUAUGGAAGUAAGAUUCUCUAGUGUCUAGUCUGCUGCGCAGCCAAAAAACCAAACAGACUCUAGACUAUGCCUUAGAAUAUGUUUUAAUCAUGGCUGGAGGACCUCAUAUCAAUCACAGACAAUCCCACCAGUAAAAAGAAUACAACAGCUUAUAUAGGAUAAGAGCAUGGCAAAGCAUUCUACAAUAUGAUUGGUUCUUCUUAUGUCAAACCCUUCUACUAGGUAAAGGAAGAUCUGCCCAAAUCAUGUGUUUAUUAGUUUGUUGGUUACUCAAUAUCAUGGUGCUAUUACUUAAAUAGUUGUCUAAUUGUCCUUAAGUUUCAUUUUCCCUUUUGUUAUAUUCAGAUAUGAUUCAGACACACACUGACUUUGGCCCAAGGUUUGGGGACAUUUAGGUUUCAAAAGAAUAUAAAUGUUAUUCCUGCAAGAAAAAGAAAUGUUAGUUACAUAUGAUUAAUGAAAAUUCCAUCACAAAUGUAAUAAACAUACAUUAUUAAAUCUACUAAAGUGAUUCAGUCAAGAACAAUAAGUGAUUUUUCUCUUUUUCAUUUGUUGUUUAACAUUAAAGUUGAGAUGAAACAGAAGUAGCAUCAGAAUGAAAUGGGUUAUUAAAAAAAAAGUAGGACGGGCACUCGGUUCUAUAUAUUGUAUGUGCAAGACAGUGAACACUAGGCAAAAAUAAUCUUAAUCAAAAAGUUUACAUUCUCACCACAGCUCCUUUCUGAUUGGGCAAACUGACAGUGUUACAACUAACCCUGUGUUACAACACUCCCUGAUCUCCCCUAAUUAUUUUUCAUGGUCUAUUUUUCUUCACCCACCGAAGUGCCCACAAAUAUUCCCAUAAGCCAUGUAGUGACGACUGACAUUAUUUGAUACUCACUUUCCAUUUUUAUCUGUAACUGCAGAAUACGUAUUCCUUUCACAGCAGUGUUCAGAUUCUUGGAGCAAUCCACCGCGAGACCAAAUCAAAGGUAGAUUUUUAAAAAUGCACCAUAUUCUGUUCCCAACAAAAAACAAACUUCUACAAAGCAACAUAUCAAAUAUAAACAAAGGCCUGUUUACACCAAAGACAAUAACUAUAACUAUAUUAGCAUCCACACCAACAGAUGAGAACAGUCUGUUUAUUCUAAACACCACUUUAAAUGCUCAAACUGUUUAAAGUCAUGUAGUUUUUGAUUGUCAGUGUUUUUAUCAUUCAUCAGCUGGAAAAAAAAUAAUAAUUCUGAAAGUGAUUCCAAUGAUAUUGUCUUUGUGUCGUUAUUAUUAUAGUUGUGAUGUGUGAUUCUCUUAGAAUUAAAACAGUUAUUAAACCUU
Messenger RNA from Ctenopharyngodon idella (grass carp), 7238 nucleotides. Its product is annotated as NACHT, LRR and PYD domains-containing protein 12-like. Lineage: Eukaryota; Metazoa; Chordata; Actinopteri; Cypriniformes; Xenocyprididae. The transcript has 8 exons. The record is from RefSeq and is a predicted model, not a curated record. Gene Ontology annotation, molecular function: protein binding. Bases 78 to 3254 code for a protein of 1058 amino acids.